Messenger RNA from Olea europaea var. sylvestris, 1165 nucleotides. RefSeq lists its product as uncharacterized. Bases 34 to 906 code for a protein of 290 amino acids. Lineage: Eukaryota; Viridiplantae; Streptophyta; Magnoliopsida; Lamiales; Oleaceae. The transcript has a single exon. Gene Ontology annotation, biological process: shoot system development; root development. The record is from RefSeq and is a predicted model, not a curated record.
UUCACUGCUAAAAGACGCGGCAUCAUUGACAAAAUGGUGGCUGGUUAUCGUAGAUCUCUUUCCUUCCCAAAUCAGCCUAGCUAUUCAACAAAAUCCAAAAAAACCUUCCAUGUUAGAUCAGCAAGUCUUCCAUGCAGAACCCACCCCAUAAUUUCUCAGCUCAAGGAUGAAAUCAAUGAGCUUAAAUCAUGGGGUUCGAAAUCCGAUAACCGGACAUCUGUUUGGCUAUGUAAUGGCCUGAACAGGGUGAAAGUUGUUCAUGAAUCCCUCGAUGAUCUUCUCCAGCUUCCACUGACUCAGGAAUCACUCUCUGAUCAGAUGAUUGAAAAGCUUCUGGAAGACUUUCUUCGAUUUGUCGACGUUUAUGGAAUCUUCCAAAUGCUGAUUUUGACGUUGAAAGAAGAAUUCAUGGCGGCUCAGGUGGCUGUAAGAAGAAGAGAUGAAUCCAAAAUGGCUAUCCAUUUGAAAAAUCUAAACAAAACGGCUAAAGAUAUGAGCAAAUUGGUAUCUACUGUCCAAUCCAUUGGAAAAUACUCAAUCCCUGAUAAUGGGACUGAGAUUACUGACAUCAUUAGAGAUGUUAUUCAGGUUACAGUGCUGGUUUCUGUCGAACUUUUAGGUCGACUUUCGACAUCAUUUUCAUUCCAGAAACCAUCUUGCAUGGGGCUAAACUUCGGCAAGAAGGCAAAAAAAGUGAAGAUGGAUGAAGCCAUUGAAGAAUUUGAGAAACUAAAUAUUGAGAACUUGUGGGGUUUGAAGAAGAAAGGAGAUGCAGAGGUGAAAAUGGCGUCCAAGAAACUGCAUCAAUUGGAGGAUUCUAUUGUUGAAAUUGAGGGCUGUGGAGAAAGAACUUUUAGGAGUUUGAUGAAUACUAGGGUUUCGCUGCUAAAUGUUCUUACUCAAUAACCAGGAAGAAAAGUCGACGUUGAAGAAUACAAAAGAUUUACUACAUUUUCUUUUCUCAUAUUAUUAUUAUUAUUAUUUUUUUUGGAAUUUUUUAAUCAUAUUUUAUUCUUUUGUGAAAGAGUAGCGAUAAAAAGGAAGUGAAUAUUAUACAACAAAAAAAGAAAAGAAAAAGGAAUUUACAUAUUGUACAGUAUGUUGGUUUACAGUGAAAAUAAUUAUAUAAUUUCAGUCUGUCACUUGAUAUUUUAGUUUGUAAUUA